Molecule: messenger RNA, 2696 nt
Organism: Trifolium pratense (red clover)
Lineage: Eukaryota; Viridiplantae; Streptophyta; Magnoliopsida; Fabales; Fabaceae
Product: chloride channel protein CLC-a-like
Exons: 6
Coding region: 133-2499 (788 amino acids)
Biological process (GO): chloride transport; transmembrane transport
Cellular component (GO): intracellular membrane-bounded organelle; plant-type vacuole membrane
Molecular function (GO): voltage-gated chloride channel activity; nitrate:proton symporter activity
Source: RefSeq, a predicted model, not a curated record
AUUCUCCACUUUCUUAAAAUUAUCAUUUAUAUAGACAAAGUUUCUCAAACUUUGUUCUAAUCCAAAAAAACAUUCUUAAGCUUUUUUGUAAGCUUUGUCAACUUCAUAUAUUUAUACAAAUUUGUGUGUUCAAUGAGGGAGGACUCAAGUUUUGUAAUGGAAAACAUAUCAAUGAAUGGAAAUAUGGAGGAAGAAGAAUUUGAAGGAGUUGAAGAAAGAGAUCCAGAAAGAAAUCCAAUGAAUGAACCUCUUCUAAAGAGAAAUAGAACACUUUCUUCAAAUCCACUUGCUCUUGUUGGAGCAAAAGUUUCCUACAUAGAAAGCUUAGAUUAUGAGAUCAAUGAGAAUGAUUUGUUCAAGCAAGAUUGGAGAAGUAGAUCAAGAUGUCAAUUGUUACAAUACAUAUUCUUGAAAUGGUUACUUGCAUUUCUUGUUGGACUUCUUACUGGUAUUAUAGCAACUCUUAUCAAUCUUGCUGUUGAGAAUAUUUCAGGAUAUAAGCUCCUAGCUGUUGUUGAAUACAUCCAACAAGAAAGGUACUUGAUGGGGUAUCUAUAUUUCACAGGAACAAAUUUCAUUUUGACAUUCAUUGCUUCAAUUCUGUGUGUUUGUUUUGCUCCAACUGCUGCUGGACCAGGCAUACCUGAGAUCAAAGCUUAUCUUAAUGGUGUUGAUACUCCUAACAUGUAUGGUGCUACAACUUUGUUUGUUAAGAUAGUUGGAAGCAUAGGAGCUGUCUCAGCAGGUCUAGAUUUAGGAAAAGAAGGUCCAUUGGUGCACAUUGGUGCUUGCAUUGCAUCCUUACUAGGCCAAGGAGGUCCAGACAAUUAUAGAAUCAAAUGGAAAUGGCUAAGAUACUUCAACAACGACCGCGACCGUCGUGACCUAAUCACGUGCGGAGCUUCUUCAGGGGUUUGCGCGGCUUUCCGAGCACCGGUCGGUGGUGUUCUGUUUGCUCUUGAAGAGGUGGCAAGUUGGUGGAGAAGUGCUCUCCUUUGGAGAACUUUUUGUAGCACAGCUGUUGUUGUGGUUGUUCUAAGAGCAUUCAUUGAACUUUGUCAUGAUAGAAAAUGUGGUCUUUUUGGUGAAGGUGGUUUGAUUAUGUUUGAUGUUAGUAAUGUUGCUGUGAGUUAUAAUGUUAUGGAUAUUAUCCCUGUUGCUAUUAUUGGAAUCAUUGGUGGUGUUUUGGGAAGCCUUUAUAACUAUCUUCUCCAUAAGAUCCUUAGGGUUUAUAAUCUCAUCAAUCAGAAAGGAAAAAUAUACAAACUCCUUCUAAGUCUCUCAGUAUCAAUUUUCACAUCAGCAUGUCAAUAUGGUUUACCAUUCCUAGUAAACUGCACACCUUGUGAAUCAUCAUCACUUCAUGAACAAUCAUCAUCAUGUCCUACAAAUGGAAAAUCAGGAAACUACAAACAAUUCAACUGUCCAAAAGGCCAUUAUAAUGACCUUGCUACCCUUCUACUCACAGCAAAUGAUGAUGCAGUUAGAAACAUUUUCUCAACAAACACACCUCAUGAAUACCAACCUUAUUCAAUCCUAAUUUUCUUCACACUUUAUUGCAUAUUAGGUUUAAUCACUUUUGGCAUUGCUGUUCCAUCAGGACUUUUUUUACCUAUUAUAUUAAUCGGUUCGGGCUAUGGUCGCCUCCUCGGAAUCUUAAUGAAACCUUACACAAACAUUGAUCAUGGUUUGUUGGCUGUUCUUGGUGCAGCUUCUUUGAUGGCAGGAUCAAUGAGAAUGACUGUGUCACUUUGUGUUAUAUUUCUUGAAUUAACCAACAAUCUUCUUUUGCUACCGAUAACGAUGAUUGUUCUUCUCGUGGCGAAAACCGUUGGAGAUAGUUUCAACCCAAGUAUUUAUGAGAUUAUACUUCAUUUGAAAGGUUUACCUUUUAUGGAUGCAGAUCCCGAACCGUGGAUGAGAAAUUUAUACGUCGGAGAACUUAUCGAUGUGAAACCAUCGGUUGUUAGUUUUCGCGGAGUUGAAAAGGUUGCUAACAUUGUUGAGGCUUUGAAAAAUACUACACAUAAUGGUUUUCCUGUGAUGGAUGAUGAUGUUGAAGUUGAGAUAGUAAAAUUGCAUGGAGUGAUUUUAAGAGCACAUUUGAUAAAAGUGCUUAAAGAAAAGUGGUUUUUGAAAGAGAAAAGGAGAACUGAGGAAUGGGAAGUGAGGGAGAAAUUUUCUUGGGUUGAGUUGGCUGAAAGAGAAGGGAAUAUUGAAGAUGUUGGUGUUACAAAAGAUGAAAUGGAAAUGUUUGUUGAUCUUCAUCCUGUUACUAAUACAACUCCUUUUACCGUGUUAGAGAGUAUGUCCGUAGCAAAAGCUAGAAUCCUUUUCAGACAGGUUGGGCUUCGUCAUAUGCUCGUUGUACCGAAGUAUCAAGCGACCGGGUUAUGUCCUGUAAUUGGGAUAUUGACAAGGCAGGAUCUGCUUGCAUACAACAUUCUAUCAGUCUUUCCCCACUUGGCAAAAUCUAAAGGGAGAGAAAAGAGGAAUUGAAGCUCUUCUUAUAUAUUGAAUGGUUAAUGAUCAGUUUAUUGGAAAAAGUUUCUACUUUCAUUCCACAAAUAUUUUUUCCCCUCAGUUUUGUAUUAUUUUGGCCAAUACAUAUAGAGUGAUAAGAUAUGUAUAAUAACAAUGUUACACUAAAAAUAUAACAUUAAAAAAUAUCAAUAUUAUUUUUAAAAUCAUUAACA